Molecule: messenger RNA, 1159 nt
Organism: Capsella rubella
Lineage: Eukaryota; Viridiplantae; Streptophyta; Magnoliopsida; Brassicales; Brassicaceae
Exons: 2
Coding region: 155-952 (265 amino acids)
Source: RefSeq, a predicted model, not a curated record
UACGCCUUUGAGAUUGGUUUGGGGUUUUAGCUUUGUUUCUCGCUGUCUUGCCCGAGAAGACUGAACCAUUUGCUAAGUUCUCUUUUCUUCUUUGUUCAUCAUCGAUCAAUUCUACUGCACAAAAGGUUUGUGAGAGUUAGAUAGAAGGUAAGAAAUGGAAGAUGUACUUACCCAGAAUCCUCCACCUUCAAGAUUCUUCCAAGAAGAUCUGAACAAUUUUGUUCCGCCACCCGAAACCCUUCCAUCCCCUUUCAUCAUAUUCUCAAACCCAAAACCUGAGCUUCCCCUCCGACCAUCUCUACUCAUCAUAGCCAUUUCUUCACCUUCCCUCUAUAUUUUCCACAAUUUACCUUCAAAGACUCUCCUUGGAAGUCUCAUCAUGCCUGAGGUCCCUUUUUCUGGAAACACCACAGAACCUUCUUUGGAAGACAAAUCCUGCAACAUAUAUUCCUUAAGUGACACCAAUGAUAAAAACUCGAUCAUCCUCGUCUCUGUUCAGCUUCCUGUAUCUCCUGAACGGUCUAACCUGGUCUCGAGAUUGCUCAUUGGCCAAGACAUCAUCCCCGAACGGGUUAUAAUCUUGGAUUCCAUUCAGAGCCGUAACUUCAGAGGUAAACUUUCACCAGACGAAACAUUGGCAGCUAAACUUGAAACAUCAGCUGAGAAGAAAGCAACAAGUCACUUGGUGAAUCUGGAUUACUUCCCAUCAGGGAGUGUAAUCGACGGUCUGAGUGCUUCACUUUUGAGCCGGUGUCAGCUAAAGAACAUGAAAGGAACAUUAGUGAUCUCAUGGCCCGAGUUUGGUCCUUCCGUGAUAAGAUUUGUCGGAGCUCUGCUGAAGCACAUUGUCCCGAGUUUGGAUCUUACUAAUGUUAACAAAGAUCUGGAGAAGAAUUCUUCAAGAGCUGGUCUUAAAAAGGAUGCUUGGGUCGACUCAGAGUUAUAUACAUGAUUCAGUGAGAGAGAAGUUUUCUUAAAAAGUUGUUUCUUGUUUCUAUGCUUAGUUGGACAAAACAGAGAAGACCUUAGGUGUGUGCUUGUCUUGUUCUCAUUGCAAAACAGUUUUUCAAAUUUUAGUCUCGAUCUUGUCCACUCUCUCUUACACUGAGAUUUUUAAUGGCAUUGGUUUCAAGAAAACCAAGAAAAAACAAAAACAAAA